AUGACCGGGAAGAGCCAUCAUGUGAACCAAAUGGACCGAGCUUUGCGCCAAUUGCACGACAUAGCAUCGUCGAAGGAUGUCGAGGUGGACAAGGAUACAAUCGAGAGCUUUGUCGCGGCAUUGUUUCGCCGUGCAGUGCGUUGUUUGCUUGAGUCACGCGCAACAGCGGAACUAUGCUGUUUCCACUUGUUUCAAACAACCCCAGGGCAGCAACACACACCAAGUUUGCUGAACAUCCUACAAGUGCAAGACCACGGGACAAAGAAGUCGACGCUCGGAGUGUUACUCGGAGUUGCCCUGGACCACUUGCGCACAUUCCUCAAGGACAUGCAAGACGCGUUGCGCCAUGCCAUCGGCGGACAUGUCGGAUCCAUUGCCCAGACAUGCUGCAAUUUGCUUGUAUCAUCCCAAUUGCCGUCCAAGGCGCGGAGUGCAUCCGGCGAACUGGUUGCAUUUGUCGUCAAGCACUAUCCGAAAGGUGCCGCGACAGGUCUGGCGAUGACCACGCUCCCCGAUCGAUACCUGAACGAGCUCAAUUCUUCCAAAUGCACACAAAGUGUCAAAGGGGUGAUGCUGAACGUGUUGGGGAGUCUCUUUCACAAGUACCCGGACGAAAUGGCAAGUCACCGAGCCAGUGUUCAGCUUUGGAUUGACGCUGCUCUGGGGAAACAAUUCGGGUCGAACAGCUCGCCAGAGUUGCAAGUCAUCAGCGGAUGUUUCGUCUGCCUGACGGAAAUGCUGGAUGCCACCACCUACGACAAGUCCAAGCGGGACGCGUUGUUCCAGUUUAUUCACGUGACGCUGGCCACGGCGGCGUCUGGCAACCUCUCGCGUCUCGCCAUUGUCAAGUCGUGCCUUGGGCUGCUAAGCAAGCGCAUGGACAUUUUUGCCGACAACAUCAUGGACGCAAACCCGUACGAAUUUUACUCCCUCAUGCUCUACUGUUGCUCGAGCUCGAACAAAAAGAUUCGAAAGCCCGCGUUUGCGUGCCUCGACGCCAUGUUCAGCGUCAUCGCGCACGGUUUAGUCGCAGACGUCCCCACGCACAAGAAAACAUUCAACCGAUUUCUCAAGGAAUUCCUGUCAUGCGUGACAGAUAAACUGGCCGACGACAAGGCAUCGGUCGCACUGGCCGGGCUCGGCAACUUUGCCUCGAUCGUGCCGGCCUUUCUUACCAACGACGCGCUCGCCAAGAUCUGCACCAGGCUGAUCAAGUACGGCGAGGACCUCAUGGCUGUCCGAGACGGGAAGCGUGUCAAGUGGAUGCUGCUGUGCCGCUACACGACAUGCUUCGCGCGGUUCAUUCAAAAGAUGGAGCGCCACGACAGUGUUGUGCAGAAUUUCGCCGUCGAAUUGGUCGGCCGCAUCUUGGACGCGUAUCCUGCUAGUGCAAUCUACGUCAAGUACCAAGCCGAGGUCGCAUUCGUUGCGAUUGCCGAAUCAUUUUACUCCGAUUCAGCGGCGGACGUGUUGAAGCGAAUCGUGCAGCACGGCAUGUUUCUGACCGUGUCGACCCGCGUGAAUCCAUCUGAAUCUGACAUGAUGUUUCAUCCCGAGACGGGCCUUCCCGAGUCCCGCCUGCUCUUUGAAUACGAGGUGCUCUGGCGGGGGUGCUUCAUGCGAAUGCACGAUCCUACUUUACAACAACGUUUUGUCAAUGCGAUGGCGGAUGUGACGUUGUCCAUCCUUGAUCGGUUGGACCUGCGCUACGAGCUCAAGAUCGAUCGUGCCAACGACUUGACGUCCGCGUCGGAAUACGCUCCGGUCGUCGCGCGAGACCACACUAUCAUUCUCAACACCACUGAAUUUGUUGAACGGUGGGCCCCUUCCGUCGAACGAUACUUUCAUGCAUGGAUUCCGUUGUACUUGCAGCAGAUUCUCUCCAAAGCGCGUGCUUUGCCGCUCGUGUCGGCGUUUUAUCGCUUGGCGACGGUCAUGUCCCGCAUGCUCUCCGCCGCACCGUCGCUUCCAGACCCGUUGGCCGAGGAUUUCAUCCAGUUUGUUGUGGACGUGUCCAAUGCGAUGCAGCAGUACCACGACGAGCUCUUGAUCGCAACGUCGCUCUUCGUCCUGGCAGCACCGACGACGAUGGUAGACAUUUCGACAAUCGUGCCAGCUCUGAAGCAGGCCUUGAUCCUUGGGGUGUCGCACCACACAACCGCGGUCGCCGCCAUCGAAGCCCUAGACCUCUGGCGAGUGAACCAGCCGGACAUGUUGGCCCCUCUCUACCCCGACCUGCUCCCCCUUGUCGCUCCGUACUUGGACGCGACAAACCAAUCUGCUUCAUUCCAGAUCCAAGUGCUUCGACUGUUGGGGUCGUUGGGUGGGUAUUGCCGCUAUGUGGUCCAGGAAACGUCGCCCGAUAUAGCGAUCCCCGCUCCACUCGAUUUUCCGUUGGCAGUGGACAGCGUUCACGUCGACAUUUCAAUCGAACCGUUGUUGUACCAGAUGAAAGACCUUGCCGCCACGAGCAUCGACCGCACCGUGAAAUCGGCCGCAGGUGAAGCCUACCAUGCGAUCGUUCUGUACCUGUGCGGCAAGACUGCAACGCUUCCCCGAUCCAAGGCGCAGGCGACAGAAAAGUCUAUCUACUUUGACCACUGGCACCUUGUGUUUCCAUCGUUGCUGCAGCUUGCCGCAGACGCUGACACGAUCAUUCGAUCGCUCUUUGCUCCACUAUUGGCGCAGCUUCUUCGUUGGUUUAGCGGCGUGGCGACGCAAUAUCCGUUUGAGGCGCAGGCAUUCCUGGAUGCGCUCAUUGACGGCCUGUCGCGAGUGGACAGCGGCGGGGUGCGCGACUUGGCAGCUCAAUCAAUCACAACGUUUCUCAAGUAUGCCAGCAAACAGCCUGAAAGCACGUGCUUUUCGGCCCAUUCUCUCUUUGAGCGGUUGUUUGGCCUGUGCAGUCAUCCAUCUCUGCCAUGCCGCCUGGGUGUCGGAAUGGCUAUCAAUAACAUGUACAGGGAAUUUCGAGAAGACGACGAGUUGGUCAAUGUGUACGCCCUGUCGAUUGCCAAGUAUCUACUAGUCGCGCUAAAGCCCGAGGAGCCCAACGCAAUAGCCGUACUACCUCUAGUGCAAGCGUUGGGCCACUUGGAGAAGAUCGUCAUGAAGCGUGCGCCAGACUUGCAACACGACAACGACGCACGUAUCGAGCUCGGGGGACCCGAAUGCUUGAAUCUGGACAAGUUUACAACGUGGUUGUUUGCCAACAUUGCGAGUUCGGCCCCAACAUUUCGGUCGCAGUGCUUGCACUUGUUUGUGCAGUUCUCGCGCAUGGUCAACCGGACGGGCUCGUGCCGAGAGUGGCUGAAACAAUUCCAAAAGAACCACUCGGUCUCGCAGCUGCAAGACAUUUUCGCCCCGCACCACUUGACCAGUCUCGCGUUCGAGUCAGACAUGUGCCAGAUGUGGUACAACACGAUCGCGGCGUCAACAGAGUGCAUUGUGUGGGCGUGCGCUCCGACGAUUGGAAACGCCGGCUUGAUUGGAGAUGCAGUCCUCUUUGACUUGGGUGCUCGUACCGGCAAGCGCACGCACGACGACGAUCCGAUCGAUGGUUGCCAUCGAGUUCUUGUGGCAGCAAAGCACUUUGUCGAGUGCUCCAACGACUCGCUAUCGUUGGCGAGAAAUCGGGCGUUCCUCGGCGUAUGCAAACUUGUGACUCUCGCCAUGGAUGACCCAGUCGCUGUUCCCAUGCUCCACCAUCAAGUCAUGGCGUCCAACGUGUUGAGCGAACGAUUCUUUGACUUGGUCGUCCUCGCUCGACUGGACCCCACAGUAGUCCACUUCCUCGAGCUGUCCGCUCCCGACGCAAGCGACACGUGGUUGCGCGUGUGCAAAGCAUUGUUGCAACAUUCUCAGCUGCCACUUCGAACGGUCGUGGCAAAGCACUUGAUGGACAACCCAGUCUACGACCGAGCAUUGCUGUUCUUUAUGGAUUCCGACCUGGCACAGCGCCUUUGCACGACGUAUCAAUUGCUGGACAAGAUCAAUUUCUGGGAGAGCGAUGCACCGUGUCGUCGUCAGAUCGCUGACGAUUUCGCUCGCUUGGCGGUAUCCAAGAAGAAGAGUGCAACGAUGACCCCUGUCGAGGUCCAAGUGGCCCACACCGCGAUCGAGACAGCGAUUGCGCUGGGUUGGGACAUUGUUGCAUUCAUUUUGCAGCCUACACCAGACCAGUACGCGCUCUUUUCCGCCACGUUCGACAAGGCAAUCAAAGACAACGAUGAGAUCUGGCUCCGCGUUGUCCGUGGUUUAUUGGAUCACAUUCGAACCCAUCACGGGUUUGUGCACACGUUGCGCUACGUGCUCGACCUCUCGCCCAAGCGUGGGCACGAUGCAGCCCUCGCCCCGUGCAUCGGUCCGUUUGCAGCGUUUGUAUUAAACGCGACGGCAGCCGCCGAACAGGCGCUCUUGUUGAAAACGCUGCUUCAUCUAUUGCAAACGAUGCGCGAUCCGUCGACGGUGUCGCUGGCAGAGUGUGCAUGGGGAAUCAAACGACUGCUUUGCGACAACGCGACGUCGACAUCCGUGGCGGUAAAAGUGGCCGCGUUGGAGUUGAUCCCGGUGCUGCUUCAAGUAGACGCAGCUGAGUUUGGCCCACCACUAGAGGACGCCGUCAGCCACGUCGUGGUGCAUGAUUUCCCCGUAACGUCGUCGGAUGUCGCGGUGGGGUCGCUGGACUUUGAAAAGUUUGCCUUGCUAUUCCAAACGUACUUGGCCAUGCUUGCUCAGAGCGGGCACAUUGGGCUGUUGAAGACGCUGUUUCGCAGCCUCAACGAGAAGAGCCGGCACGCGUUCUUUGCCAAAAUCAACGCCAUGUUUGAAGCGUUUUGCGAAGACGUGCCAGUUCCCCGGAUUUCAUCCGUCUGUAUGGACAUCGUGGCCAUCCUCUUUUCGCUCUCUCAGACGGACCACGUCCGAACAACACUUCUGCGACAAUUGUUUGUGCCGCUCGUGCAUCGGAUGGACGAACCUGCCGUCGUAGCGCUGUACACGUCCACGUAUUCCCGUAUCCCCGUCGUCCAGUACGUGAUGACUGUCGUGACGAGUGAGGCAUCCCCGACUCAAUUUGUCGUGACGGCGUUUGGAAUGCUGGAACUCCUGUACAACUGCAUUGCCGGAGACACCAUUCGCCAGGCAGUGAAUCCCGUGUAUGCAGGGGCCCCGGCCAAAGGGAACGAGCUCACCAUGCGCUUGUGCAAAGCCGCAAGUCAGAAAUGCUCGAGUGCCGACCGUCCCGUCGCCAUGGCGGCGUUUCGAUGCCUCCUUACCACCGUGCGAAAGACCCAAACGCAGGAAAAAUUUUACACACAGCUGCUGUUCGCCGAUGCAAUAUGGCCCAACAUCAUGCUCGGCGACGAAGAUGCUCGCCAUGAAUACUCGUUUGACGCGGAGACAGCUGCGUUUCCCACUCGAUACUUGUCGACGACGUCCCGACGGCACAGCCGCCUUUCGCCUUUAUUCAAACGCAUCGACAUUUCCACGCAGUUCUUGGAGGGCAGUAGCCUCAGUCAAAGCGUCGCCCCGCUCGACGACAACCACAACGGUGGUGACGACGACUCGUUGGGUAGUGCACCCGUCGACAGCACGGAAGCAGACGACGACGAUGCACUUGAAUUGGAUGUCCUCAACUCACACCCGUGCAUGCUUCCGCUCAUGCAAACGAUCAAGCACAUGGAGCGGCUGUUUCAACCGCAGUGGACGAGCACGGCGAUGCCAGGUUGGAUGGACAAGGUGUGGUUCAACCUCACGACGCACUCGUCGACAGCCGUCCGUUUGUUUCUGUGUAAAGUCGUAUUGAAUCGACCGGCGCUGUUUGCGCCGUUCGCUGCCAAGUUUGUCAGCCCUCUGAUCGAACUCACGCUGGUCGUGCCCAAGCUAGACGAAUUCCAUUACCUCCUGCGGGACGUGUGCCAUUUGUUACUAGACACGUGGUCCUUGGACUCAGUUGCCGACGACUUGUCCCGAUUCGUGAACCAUCUCAUUUGUGUCGCGCCAAGCACGUCGACCGUAAUCUUGCGCGACAAUUUGUACUUGAUUGAAGCGUUUGUCACUCGGUUUCCGUCGCAGUGCCGUUUUCUCGACAUGGACAUCGUCGUGGGAAUGGUUAGCACGGAGGGCGAAGCGCUGCCCGAUACUUCGCGCCACGUGGCCGGUAUGCAAAUCACCGCCAUGUUGGUCAACCUGGCAUUCGAUGCAGCUGCUCCGGUUUCCUGGUUUGAAUACUCCCUGCGGAACGCGUCCAGCAAGUUGGAAUCGGCCGUGUUGGCGCGGGUUUCGUCUUCGCAUAAGUCGACGCCGCAAUUGGCUGCCGACUUGGCGGGACUCGUCUUGAAACACAUGCACUCGACGUCGUUCGAAUCGAGGCUGGAUGCGCAGCUGCACGAGUUCUUUCAGCUCGACAAACCCGACCGCUUCCUCGUAAGCCUGAAGCAGGUCGCAAUCCACUACCCCGCCAUCGUCACGGGCUCUGUGGUCAAUCGCCUCGUGUCCAUCUUGCCGAGGAUCUUGAUUCAAGAUACACUGUCGCUGCACUUUCUCGACAUUUUCUUUGCGUGUGACAUCGAUGCCACGACAUUGUUUCGCUUGUUGCGGGUGCAUAUGCCUCGCCUGUUAAUCCACAACAACCCCACCGUGACCGGGCGCCUCUUGGAUGUGCUGGCCAAACUUUGGCCGUCACUCGCCCCCGACUUGCAGCUCACGUUGCUGGAAGGAGACGGUGCUGUCACAAUCGCGUUCGAGUCGGACGCAUGCCAGAUGAAAGUGCUCGACUUUCUUUUGGCCACGGACAAAGCGGACGUUCCCAGUGUCCAUCGCAUUCUUCUCAAGGCGCUCACAGACACGAACGGGACCAUUCGCGACAAAGCGGGAGCGUUCUGGGAAAAGCACCUUCCGCAGUCUUGCGACCAUCGUCUCCUGGCGCUCUUUGGGCAGCUUUAUCAUUGCGAUACAACCGAAGAAUGGGUGCGGUAUGCACCGACGCUAUGGCUAGCCCUUGGUGCGUCAACCCCCGACAACUCGUCUCUCCUGUUCAGCACGCCACUGUCCGCAACGUGCCAUUUUGAUUCGGUGCAGAUCGAUACGUCAUGGGAGCGACGCACUCAAAACAUCCUGACACCGCUGUUUUCCCAAGAUGCCAUGGCGCUCCAAAGCCAACAACAGCUUGUACCGGGGUUAGUCAAGGCGACUCAGGAUCGAUUGUGGUCGCAAACGCAGUCGCAGCACCUUUUAUCCAGUCAGGGAGGGCCCUCCGCCACGUCAACUUUACAACCCAGUUCGUAUGGCGCAGUUCCUCCACGAGUCCGGUUUUACAAAAGAGCGUCGACAACCUCCAACGAUUCAACGUCGGACGAUGCGAGCCGCACGAAAUCGUUUUUUCAAGAUCGAGCGAGCCGGACAAAGCGCCACGAGCUGGCGCGCCUGCAACAGGAGAAGUCUAAAGGGGAGACCGUGAGUCUCUUUCGCGCGUAUCGCGUCGGCGAGCUCCCAGACAUUCAAAUUCCACGCAUGGACUUCGUGCGUCCCCUUCUCGUCGUGGCGUCGCUCCACUCUGCCACGGCGAUCGCGCUCUUUUCCGCCAUGCUCGCCGCAGUACUCCCGACGCUGCCCAGUGAGACCCAAGCGCAGGUAUUUAACCAGCUGGAGUCGCUCUUGCAACUGUCACACGGCAACACGUUGUUCGUCGCGGCUCUCCAUCAAGCAUACAUAACAUUAUUACGGCAACACCCGUCGACUUUGUUGUUGGCACCAGACAUCGUGGGCACAUCGAGCAUCUCAAGUCGAAAUCUGGCCUCGGGCCAGCGCAUCCUCGAGGAAAUCUUGAUCAAGUCGUCCGACGCCCAAGUGGCGGCGCUCGCGUGGAACCAGUUGUACCAUAUUCUCCAAGCGGUCCAGAAUGAACCGUACUUGCUUGCGCUGGCCAACGACCAGAGCAAAGUGCCUGAAGCGACGAUGGCUGUCGAGGCGCAGCUGCAAGGCGACUUGAUUGCGGCUCUGCAGUAUUACAACGACGCCGAAGCCAAGUAUGCCGCUCUUGUGACCGACGAUGACCACCACGGCAUGUCGAUUCUGGAGCGACAGAGGUGGAAGUCGGAACAAUUUCAUUGCCUCGCCAAGCUCAACCGUUGGGACUCGCUUCUACAAGACGUCGACCCAGAUCAAUUGUGGCACCACCACGAGCCAUUCCAAGAAAAACACAUGGGAUACUUUCUCCAGGCGUGCCUUGCAACGCACAACACGUCGAUGUUGGCCUUGUUCGUCAAUAGCACACUCCAGAACCAACCCCACGACAAGCUCCAGUAUCUAAUGACGCGAUUUCCAGACCUCAUGGCUAGCACGUAUAUCCAGCUGGACCAACAGAGCCAAGCGCGCGCGGCCGUCGAAGAGUUUUACGCUGGGUGCUUGCAUCAAUGGACCAGCAUGCCUGCCUCCCACCAAUACCGCCAACUCUUGCGACUACCUAAUAUGGUGUUUCUCGAUGAUGUGUUGGCUGUGGCCAAACAACACCACGGGGCCAAGUCGUGCGUCGAAAAGUGGAAGCCCAUUGCGCCACUGGUGCAAGAGGACCCUCUCGACGCGUGGUCCAUGUACUACUUGAUUCGAAACGUUGGCUAUGAAACGCUGGUCAUCGCCAACAACCAAUCGUCUACCCAAAGUAUCGAGGACAACAUAUCGUCGAUCCGAGUGCAUACCAUUCUGUCGUACGCGGAAGCAGCUGUAGCUUCGAACGUGUUGGCCCUGGCAGGAAGACUCUUAGCCGACUACCGAACGUUAUGUAUGCAAGCCCACUUGCCGAAAUUGACGCUGCACAUGGUACAAGUGUACUCGGCCCAAGUUUCAAAGCUCGCGAGCCGACAACUGCAAGUCGUCUCGACGCUAGAAGGCGACGCCAAGGAAAAGGUGCUGACACAAGUCUCCAACUACUACGGGGCGCUGAAUCGCCUCUUUGACAACGAAGAAGUUAUCGCGUUCAUCCCGACCAUGCCUGCCGCUACCCAGACAGAAAUCUACGGAUGGCAGGCGCGCGCUCUCAUGGAAGCGUCGGCUUUUCAUCGCGAGUUUGGAAGCGCGUCGCUUGGCGCAACGCUCGAAACCAGUGCCCUGGAGAUUUUCGAGUUUCAAACGGCCAGGGCCACGGCCAUGACAAGCAUGCACGUCAUGUAUAUCGAGUACCUAGACAAGUGCAUCGAGCGCGCGGCCAACGACAAGUGCCCUAGCGGCCCAUUUGCCCAAGCAUUUGUUGAGACUGUGCUGUGGGGCAUGGCUCAAGCAAACAAGACGUGCGCCGCGUACUUUCCACGUGUGCUUGGCCUCGUUCGCGACGCCCCAGCCAAGCUGUUACCGAUAUUGGACACUAGAAUGCAGCGUGUUCCGCUAUGGACGUGCCUACACUGGUCGGCGCAGAUCAUGGCGCUCUUGGAUAUACACUCGUCACCGUUUAACGACUGGGUCUUGAAUUUGUUGGAGAAGAUGGCCGCCGAGUAUGGCAGAGCGUUGUACUACGACUUUCGAUUGUCCAGUGCGUCGAUUCCAGGCAUGGCGACCAACCCUCGCUUCCAUCGAUUGGCUGCGUUGUUGCAGGACACGUCGCUGGAUCAAUUCGUUGCGGCGUUAGAAGGGCUCCAUCACCCCGAGAUUCGUCUGAAGGAAGCGCUCCGGUACCUGACCGACGUGGUCGACGCAAAGCCCAAGGCACAAGUCGCUACCAUCGUCGCGGAUACCCUGUCGAAGCUCUGGGAUGAUCCAGCCAAAGUGCUGGGCAACCAAAUUGGACGAUACAAUCGCCAGUGGAUGCAGCAACAUCGAAAACAUCUCGAGGGAAUGCUGGGCAAAGACGGCCAGUUGACGACCACGACAACACUCCACACGGCACGGGGCUGGUUGAGCCAGACUUUUCAAGUCAUGCCUGGAAAGUACGGCAUCGAUCGCCAAUGGAAGGCCAAGCUCGUCGACUUUUCCGACUGGCUGGCCCACCUGGACCCUGUAAAAAUACGAAUUGAGCUCCCUGGGCAAUACACCAAGCGGUGGGACAAGCCCGACCCGGCCACCCAUUCGUACAUUUUGAGCUGCGAACCACAACUGACGGUGCUGCCGUCCAAACAAUUACCCAAGCGAAUCGUAUUUCACUCGUCGGAUGAACGCACGUAUGUGUUUUUGGUCAAGGGUGGGGAAGAUUUGCGGCUGGAUCAGCGCAUUGAACAACUGUUUGGCAUCAUGAAUGGGAUCUUAGAACAGCAUACACAGUGCAGUCGCCGACGGUUGUCCUCGCGGACGUACAACGUUGUUCCGAUGACGACCACCAUUGGCCUCGUGGAAUGGCUUGGCCACACAACUACGCUCAAGACCGUUGUGGAAGAGGAACUUGCGACGUCCACGAAGAAGACGAAUCUGCUGCAGAGUCCACCUGGCCAAUUGUACGAAGGCUUUUGGACCAAGCAAAAGGGCAAAACGUACGGCCACAAGAUCGCGACCGCACCUACACCCGCCGUCGUCGCCACGUUGGUCCAAGCGCAAGCUCUCGUGCCGUCAGAUUUGCUGCGCCGACGACUUGUCCACAUGGCGAAAACGACCCAAGCGUUUUUCCAGUUGCGCGAUUGCUUUGGGACGUCGCUCGCCGCGUUCAACGGGUGCUCGUACGUGCUAGGCAUUGGCGACCGUCAUUUGGACAACUUUUUGUUGGACCAACGCACGGGAGCGGUGGUGGGGAUAGAUUUCGGCAUUAGUUUUGGCGCCGGCGCGAGUCUCCUCCCAGUCCCCGAACUCGUUCCAUUUCGAUACACACAGCAGUUGCAAGGGGUGCUGCAGCCCCACGUCGCCAAACUCCUUCUCCAGCAAGAUCUCGCAGCCGUGUUGGAUGCGCUGCGCGGACAACAACAGCGCAUUGACAGCGUCAUGCACGUGUUUUUGAACGAACCGCUGUUGGAAUGGCAGACCCAGUCGAAGAAGAAGAAGACGGAGCAGCUCGACAUGACAGAGACCGCGUCAAUGUGGAUGCCUCAGAUGAAAAUAGAGUUGGCGCGGCGGAAACUCCGCGGCGAGCAUGCCGUGCACAUUUUGAUCGACGAACUGGCGCUGAAUCCACAUGUGGCAGCGGUGCUGAAGCCAUUGCAAUCGUCGCUCCCAGCCCCUGACGUGCUCCCCCACACGAUCCUGUCUCCCGUCGACCAAGCCAAAGCCUUGAUACAAUUGGCAACUGCGCCAAACAUUUUGGGUCGCAUUUUUCACGGGUGGAGUCCGUGGGCUUAAGGUUUUCCUUGUUCGAUCGGUUUAUGCAUCAUACCGUCCAUCGGUGUAAGCAAUUUCGACGUGAUUGUUGUGCUC
Molecule: messenger RNA, 11325 nt
Organism: Aphanomyces invadans
Lineage: Eukaryota; Oomycota; Saprolegniomycetes; Saprolegniales; Verrucalvaceae
Exons: 17
Coding region: 1-11250 (3749 amino acids)
Biological process (GO): telomere maintenance; double-strand break repair via nonhomologous end joining
Cellular component (GO): nucleus
Molecular function (GO): protein binding; DNA-dependent protein kinase activity
Source: RefSeq, a predicted model, not a curated record